CUCGGCCCCAAGCUCCAUCCAACGUCUUAUUUAAGUAGUGUCACUCGCUGUGUUUUCUCAGAAUUUUUACUCUUGUUCCUGAAAGUCAUCAAUCCUCAGUCUCUCAGUCUAGUCUUUCGUUCAGUACCACUGUACUCUCAUCCACUCGUUCACCAUCCACUCGUUCACCAUCCACUCCUACAGUCCUGCAAUCAACCAAGCCUACUACAACACUACAACACCACACCACACCAUACCAAACCAACAAACCCACAAUCACCACCACCAAGAUGAGCGGAGAACAAGAAUGGUCCAACGGCUUCUUUGACUGCUGCUCGCCGUGCAACACCUGCUGUCUCGCCUUCUGGUGUCCCUGCUGCCUCCACGGCCGGACCGCCUCGCGCCUCAAGGACCCUGCUCUCAAGGCCCAUGGGUCGAUGAACGGUGAUUGCUGCCUCUACUUCCUAGUAGGCUACUGCGGCCUACACUUCAUCCCGCUAAUGAUGAAGCGCGGCAAGUUGCGCGACAUGUUCCAGCUGAAGGGCGGCGGCUGCGGCGACUGCUUCCGGUCGUUCUGCUGCCCUUGCUGUACGCUGAUGCAGCAUGAGAAGGAGGCUGAGGCCAGGGCUGCGUUGCUCGAGAAUGGUGGGUAUAGGGCGCCGCAGGGGAUGGAGUAUAAGUGAUUGGUUGAUUCUUGAGG
Messenger RNA from Aspergillus homomorphus CBS 101889, 679 nucleotides. Its product is annotated as PLAC8 family protein. The record is from RefSeq and is a predicted model, not a curated record. NCBI's taxonomy places the organism in Eukaryota, Fungi, Ascomycota, Eurotiomycetes, Eurotiales, Aspergillaceae. The transcript is spliced from 3 exons. The coding region runs from base 270 to 662 and encodes 130 amino acids.